UGAUCAAAACGAGGCCCUGUUAUGUUAAUGUUUACAUUUGUUGCAUUACAACACUUUUGAUUUCUUGUCACGCCAAUGGAACCCUGUUUGGACUCACGUCAUAAACAGUCUCUUCUGUUUUUAUCAUUCAUUUGCUAGGAAAAGCUUUCUAGGCAUGAAUGCUUAAUCUUCACUGGAGGAUCGUGAGGGUUAUGUUUUCUUUUGACAGUUUCCCUUAAGAUGCUAUCCACGAUGAGUUCCAAAGCCAGUCUGUCGGGGUGGAGUCCCUACGUGAAGGUCUAUGAUCCCCUGAAAGCUGGGAGUAUAGACGGGACUGAUUUGGAUCCUCAUGAUCAUGCUGUUGUUCGUGCCAUGUCUGCAAAAUACAAACCGCCAGAUGAACGAACUGUCACCUCUGACCCUUCACUGACUCUUUUUGUGGGCCGUCUUAAUUUUAGAACCAGUGAAAGACAGCUUACGGAGGAAUUUUCCAAGUAUGGUCAUGUGAAAAGUUGUCGGGUGGUUCGAGACAUAGUCACAGGAAUAUCACGUGGUUAUGGAUUCGUCGAGUUCAAAAGGCAGGCAGAUGCUCAAAAUGCAUGGAGGCUGGCUCAUGCAACAGUUUUCCAAGAAAGGCAAAUUUUAGUUGAGUGGGAAUUUGCAAGGACUUUGCCUGGCUGGAUUCCUCGGCGUUUAGGAGGUGGGCUUGGUGGGAAGAAAGAAUCUGGACAAUUGAGGUUUGGUGGACGAGACCGACCAUUCAAGAGACCUUACCUCUUACCUCCAGAGCAACAGGAGGAAUCACAGGCCUUUGAAGAUGAUAACGCUUCUUCAUUCAAGCCUACUAAAAGACUCCAAAAUGAUCAGAGUGGUAGAGAAGAGACUGGGAGAUCAACAAAAUUCAAUUCAAGUAGAGAUGAAUGGCCUAAUAAAUACGGUCAAUUUAACAGAGAAGAUGAAAUGAAAUAUGGAAGGGGCAGAGAUAAUAAAUUUGCGCACCAUUCAUAUAAUGGAGAUAGGGGCCGGUACAAGUCAAGAACAGAAGAGCAGAGUUACUAUGAAGAGGACAGAAGAGAUUAUCACAGGUAUAAGGAAGAAAAGUUCGAAGAUCAAUCUUAUUAUGGUGAAAACAAUAGAAAAUCUAGAAGAUAUCCUCCUGAUGACAACUAUACUGACUGGUCUUACCAUGAAGAAGGCAGAGAAAAAUAUCAACGUCAUUAUGAGGAACAGUACUCAGAGCAAGGGUACUCUGCAGGAAGUAGUAAGAAAUACAGGCAUGACAAAUAUGUGGGAGAAAAGAGAUAUGGUAAAGAUUCUUAUUCUUUUAGUGAUAGAUAUGAUAGAAAGAGACAAGAGAAAGAGAGAAGGGAAGAUUAUGAAGAAACAAGAAAUCGUUCAAAAAGAGACUACAGCAGUUCAAGCUACCACUCAGAAACAAAAGGUGUCAAGAAGCUUGACAAACGACGCAAUGAAGAAAGAUCAAGUGACAGGAACUACCAUGACAGUUUAAGCUGGGAUGCCAACCAGUCUGAGCCUGAGGCAUCUGUGGACUAUGAUGCUGUAAAUAGAUUAGAAAAAUAUGGAUCAAAUUCAAAGAGAAGCCGCAGUUCAUCUGGCUCAUCAGACUCUCAAAUUUCUUCAUCAAAAAAGAAACCGAAGAAAAGUAAACAUAAAAAGAAGAAGCAUAACAGUGACUCAGAAGAUAGUAAUGAUUUGGAGCAAAAUAGAGACUUAAAGAAACACAAAAAAAGUAAGAAAAGUAAGAAGACCAAGAAGUCAAAAAAGAGAAGAUCCAGUGAUAGAGACUCUGAUUGACAGGAAGGGUAAAAAAGUUGGCAAACCAGAUUUGAUAUUUUUUUUUAUUUUGAGCUGAAAAAUUAAACUGCAAACAAAUAACACCUUCCAAUCAAGA
Messenger RNA from Thrips palmi, 1891 nucleotides. Its product is annotated as U11/U12 small nuclear ribonucleoprotein 35 kDa protein-like. Gene Ontology annotation, cellular component: U12-type spliceosomal complex; precatalytic spliceosome. Gene Ontology annotation, molecular function: mRNA binding; snRNA binding. Gene Ontology annotation, biological process: mRNA splicing, via spliceosome. Bases 220 to 1794 code for a protein of 524 amino acids. The transcript has 3 exons. The record is from RefSeq and is a predicted model, not a curated record. NCBI's taxonomy places the organism in Eukaryota, Metazoa, Arthropoda, Insecta, Thysanoptera, Thripidae.